CAAAAUGCCUCCUCCAAGGAAACGGGCUAGGUCAUCGGAAUCGUCGAAUAAAGCCGUACCAUCCGUAGAUAAUUUCCGUAAUUGGACUGUCAAUGAAGUCCAUACUUUCUUGUCUUCCAAAGGGCUGUGUGACGAAGCAAACUGUUUAAAACGUGAAGAAAUUUCUGGCCAAAAUUUAUUAGACUUGAGUAAAAAUGAUCUCAAAGAAAUUGGCAUUACGACUUUAGGAAAAAGACUUAACUUGCAAAAAAUCCUACAAGAGAUGCAAGCAAAAAUUAAAUCAAGAGGCGCUGAUUACAAGGUUUUCAAUGACUCAAUACAUGGACACAUACAGGUGCAUCCACUGUGUAUUAAAAUCAUGGACACGCUUCAGUUCCAGCGGCUACGGCAAAUCAAACAGCUCGGAUGUUGCUACUACGUUUUUCCAGGAGCUUCCCACAACCGCUUUGAACAUUCUAUAGGAGUUUCACAUCUUGCUGGCAUGUUAGCAAGAACCUUGAAAGAGAGGCAACCAGAACUGAACAUCACUCCACAAGAUGUGCUGUGUGUUGAGAUAGCUGGACUCUGCCAUGACCUAGGUCACGGGCCGUUUUCUCAUGUGUUUGAUGGAGUAUUUAUACCUUCGAUUGAUCCAAAGAGUAAAUGGAAACAUGAAGAAGCUUCUGUAAAAAUGUUUGAUUAUCUGAUCAAAGAAAAUAAUUUAAAGGAGCAGUUUUAUGCUCAUGGCUUGAAUGACGCAGACAUGACGUUCAUCAAGGAGCAGAUUUAUGGUCCUCUAGACAAAGAGGAUAAGAACAAGAAAUACAAAGGUAGACCUGAAAACAAGCAUUUUCUGUAUGAGAUCGUUGCCAACAAACGCAAUGGUAUCGACGUAGACAAGUGGGACUACUUUGCACGUGAUUGUCACAUGCUUGGAAUUUCCAACAGCUUUGAUUACAGUCGCUUCAUGAAGUUUGCUAAAGUAAUGAAGGUUGACGGAGAGUUUCAGAUAUGUACGCGCGAUAAGGAGGUAGGAAAUUUGUAUGACAUGUUUCAUACAAGGAAUUGUCUUCAUCGAAGAGCGUACCAACACAAGGUUAACAAGAUAAUCGAAACAAUGAUUGUAGAAGCAUUAGUUCUUGCCAAUGAUCAUCUAUUGAUAACAGGCACAAAUGGGAAAGAGUUAAAAAUGUCUGAAGCUAUCCACGACAUGGUAGCAUAUACCAAGAUGACGGAUAACAUUCUGUACGAGCUUCUGAAUACAAAGGACCCUAAACUGCAGCAGUCACGUGAUAUCAUCACCAAUGUGCUGUCAAGAAAGUUGUAUAAGUGCAUCGGGCAGACCAGUCCCAAGGAUGAUAAUCCACGUGCACUUAUUCCUGAGAUGAAAGAAGAGCUUGUAGGAUUCCAGCAGGAAGAACUUGCCAAACUUAAUUCUUCUGAUUUGGUUAUUCUUGUUGUAGAUUUAAAUUAUGGCAUGGGGAGUGCCAAUCCUAUAGACUUUGUGCGGUUUUACUCAAAGUAUGAUCCUGAGCAGGCAACUAUGGUUCGCAAAAGUGAGGUGUCUAAUAUGUUACCAGAGAAAUUUUCAGAGCAGCAGAUUCGUGUUUACUGCAAGUUGCGGGAUAAGGAGAGCAUUGACCAGGCAACGCAUUGUUUCGUCCAAUGGUGUGAAAGCAAGAAAUAUAAACCUAAGUUUGGAAAUGUAGAACCGGAGAUGACACCUUUUAAGCCAGAGCCAAGACCGCAAGCAAAGCAGAAUGGAAGAAGCCGGACAAGGCUAUCGCUAUAAGCCCAAUACUCGUGUGAAAUAGUAGGGUUUAUAGAAUAGAAGGAGCAGUACAAGACCUUUUCUUUAAGGCGCAAUGCUGGCUUAUAUAAUGUUAGUUCAGACCAAAGCCAGGCAUUCACCCCGCUUAACGAUCGGUACAGUCACCACCGGAGAUGACACCUUUUAAGCCAUAGCCAAGACUGCAAGCAAUGCAGAAUGGAAGAAGCCGGACAAGGCUAUCGCUAUAAGGCCAAUACUCAUGUGAAAUAGUAGGGUCUAUAGAAGGAGCCAUACAAGACCUUUUUUUUAAGGCGCAAUGCUGGCUAGUUCAGACUAAAUCCAGGCAUUCACCCCACCUAACGAUCGGUGCAGUCACCACCGACAAUCAGCAGACAGCGUUGCGCCGUCCAGCGCUCCAGGCAGUCGGCCGACAGUCGUACGACGGAGUUAGUUCCCGGCUUUAUACAAUAUUUGUCAAUGAACAACAUAAUAAAUAUUGACCGAGUUCACUACUACCCUGGUUAUAAAUAUAAACAUUUUUGUAUUUUAUCUAUUUAUUCUAACAAAGAAUAAUCAUGGCAUAACAAUAGUAGGAUCCUUUGCAGUUUAAGCAUUUUGUGAUAUUAUAAUCAAUCUUAAUUUAGAUAUUGGCUACUAUUUGUUUUAAAACCUAGAAAAAAAAGUAAAAAUUGGGCAAUUAUUUUGAGGUUUUUAAUUUUCUGGAAUUAUAAUUCUGAUUAUAAAUACUUUAAGAAUUGCAAUUUUGAGGAUUUUAAUUUUAAUUAUUUUUAUGUUGAAGUUAGUAAUUUUGAAUUGUAAGGGUUUGGUUUUAGAUAAAUUAAUUGUUUGUCCAUUGUUUACAAGCAGAUUUUUCCAGGGAAUACCUCUGCAUGAUUAUACAAGGCGUAGAAUUGUAUUCUCACAUAAAAAAAACUUAAAAUUUAUCGUUCGUACACUUGUCAAAAUAGUGUUGGUAGCGUUUUUCACUUACCUUUCAACAGCUUUUUUUAAUAGGUUCUGGGGAAUAUCUCUGCAUGUUAUACUAGAACUAGAAUUGAAUUCUCACAUUGAAAAAACUAACAAAAAAAAAAUAAAUUUAUUGUUUGUACACUUGCAAAAAUAAAUGUCAAAUGCAAUACCAUAUCUAGAAUUACAUUUGAAUUCUUUGGUCAAAUAGUUAUGCAUUUUUUUGAUUUAUUAAAAAACCCAAAUGUGUAUAGACACACAAAUUCAGGUUCGCAAUAAUAUAUUUAAAAAAAAUAUUAUAUGAGUAAUAUUUUAGACCUGCGACAAACAUAGAUAUUUUACUGUAUCUUAUUUUAAUUCAUUUUAGCUGAGUUUAUUACCCUUAAAAUGACUCAGAAAGCUCAGCUGGAAAACAGAGAAGGCUUACCCACAAGGAAUUUUAAUGAAAGGGUUUGUUGGGAAUAAUAAGGGAUGAGUUGUACUGAUACAUUCUAGAAUGGAAGAAGCCGGACAAGGUUAUGCUAUAAGGCCAAUACUCAUGUGAAAUAAUAUAGAAGGAGCUGUACAAGGCAUUUCCUUUAAGGUGCAUUGCAGGCUUAUAUAAUGCAAAAAUGAACAGUAUAGAAGAAGCUAUACUUGGCUAUCAUUAUAAGGCUAAUGCAGGCUUAUACAACACUUGUCAAUGAACAACGAAGUGAAAAUGGAUCAAGUUUCCUAUUAUCCUGGUUGUUUAUCUGAAAAUUUUUCUAUUUUAUCUUAUUUAUUUUAACAAUGAAUAAUCAUGGCGUAACAGUAGUCAGUGCUUUGCAGUUUAAGCAUUUGUGAUGUUAUAAUCAAAACGUGAUGAUGGUUUGUGGAUUUGAGAAAUAAUUAUUUAUUAUUAAUAAUUAAUCCAUUUGAAUAGAUUAUGCUAAUCUAGUAUGAUUACAGUAUAACGAAUCAUUUAACUUAAUUAUAUUUGAUGAUUUGUAUAAAUAUUUUCUUGCUCAAGUUCAUUUUUUUUAAUUGAAUCAAAAUUAUGAGUCCUAAUCAUGAGGUUAGUGAGUGUAUAUGCAGUAAUUAUAUCUAGACUUUUGAUAACAAAAUUGGUUUUAAAAAAAAGUAAUUUGAGUAAUGAUUAAUGUAGGGCUAAAGCAUUCUUAAUUUAAUUCUUAAUUUAAGAUAUUGACUAGUUUGUGGUGGUAAAACCUAGAAAAAAAAAAACUCAAAAUUUUGGCAUUUAUUUUGAGGCUUUUAAUUUCUUAUUUGAUUUGAUUAUAAUAAUUUUAAGAAUUGCAAUUUUAAGGAUUGUAAUUUUAAUUUAUUUUUGUUGAAGUUAGUAUUUUUGAAUGUUAGGGUUUGGUCUUUAAAUAUGUGAAAUUUGUAAAUAAUACUUUUCACUAUUUCUCUCUUUCUGUUACUGUUCCAUUAGACGUGUUUAUUACUAAAAGGCCUACUUGCCAGUCAUAAUAUCAUGAUACUUUUGGAAAAUAUUUCUAAAUUUUAAUGAAAAAGUGUUUUUAAAUGUUAUUCUUCUAUCUGAUCAGAGGUAAUAAUCCAGAAUGGUUAUGCAUAGAAUGGAUGCGUCGUCAGGGUGAUGUAUAUACAAAGCAUCAUUAUCAUAAAUUGAUUGAUUACAUACAAUGGAUCUUUUAAUAAUGUGUAAGAGGUCCAUGGUAAUGUUAUUUUUUUGUUAGCUCAUAGCCCAGCUGGCCGACCCUCUCUAAAAUUUUAAAAUUUAAAAGUGAAGACAAAAAGAAAGAUUUUUUAAAAUUCUGUGAGUAAUUUUGAAGGCUGAACUAUUGUAAGGGUUUUGUUUUUAUCUUUUGAUAACAAAAUUGGUUAAAAAAAAUAAGUAAUUUGAGUAAUGAUUAAUGUAGGGCUAAAGCAUUCUUAAUUUAAUUCUUAAUUUGAGAUAUUGACUAGUUUGUGGUGGUAAAACCUAGAAAAAAAAAAACUCAAAAUUUUGGCAUUUAUUUUGAGGCUUUUAAUUUCGUAUUUGAUUUGAUUAUAAUAAUUUUAAGAAUUGCAAUUUUAAGGAUUGUAAUUUUAAUUAUUUUUGUUGAAGUUAGUAUUUUUGAAUGUUAGGGUUUGGUCUUUAAAUAUGUAAACUUUGUAAAUAAUACUUUUCACUAUUUCUCUCUUUCUGUUACUGUUCCAUUAGAUGUGUUUAUUACUAAAUAGGCCUACUUGCCAGUCAUAAUAGGCCUAUCAGGAUACUUUUGGAAAAUAUUUCUAAAUUUUAAUGAAAAAGUGUUUUUCAAUGUUAUUCUUCUGUCUGAUCAGAGGUAAUAAUCCAGAAUGGUUAUGCUUAGAAUGGAUGCGUCAUCAGGGUGAUGUAUAUACAAAGCAUCAUUAUCAUAAAUUGAUAGACUAC
Molecule: messenger RNA, 5072 nt
Organism: Anneissia japonica
Lineage: Eukaryota; Metazoa; Echinodermata; Crinoidea; Comatulida; Comatulidae
Product: deoxynucleoside triphosphate triphosphohydrolase SAMHD1-like
Exons: 15
Coding region: 5-1771 (588 amino acids)
Biological process (GO): dGTP catabolic process
Cellular component (GO): nucleus
Molecular function (GO): protein binding; dGTPase activity
Source: RefSeq, a predicted model, not a curated record